AGCCCUGCGCCUACGUCUGUGCCAUGUGGACGUCUCCAGCACAGCCGUGACGGCAGCUCGGUGCUGACAAUGGACGACCUGGCUCUGCUCGACCUGCUGGAGUGCCCGGUGUGCUUCGAAAAGCUCGACGCCACGGCCAAGGUGCUGCCGUGCCAGCACACGUUCUGCAAGCCCUGUCUGCAGAGGAUCCUCAAGUCCCAGAAGGAGCUCCGGUGCCCCGAGUGCAGGACGCUCGUCCUCUGCGGCAUCGAGCAGCUGCCGGCCAACCUGCUGCUCAUCCGUCUGCUGGAUGGUGUCAGGUACGGGCAGAAUGCGCCCCGCUUUGGCUCCAUGCAGCGCUCGGGGCUCCUGUCCUCCCCCGCCUGCAUCCGCAGGGCCCCGCGGGGUCUGCAGCUCGCCCAGUACCGGCCGCCCACCGCCCCCAGGAGCCUCACGGAUGGGGUGCCGCGAGCCAAAGCGCUGUUCUCCUACCGGGGGCACAACCCGGGGGAGCUGCGGUUCAACAAAGGGGACGUCAUCGUGCUGCUCCGGCAGCUGGACCAGAACUGGUACCUGGGGGAGCUGAACGGCGUCAGCGGGGUCUUCCCUGCCAGCUCCGUGCAGGUCAUCAAGCAGCUGCCCCUGCCGCCGCCCCUCUGCAGGGCUCUUUACAACUUCGACCUGAGGAGCAGAGAUAAGAGUGAGAACAACGACUGCCUGUCAUUCCACAAGGGAGACAUCAUCACCGUCAUCAGCAGAGUCGAUGGCAACUGGGCCGAGGGCAAGCUGGGCGACAAAGUGGGCAUCUUCCCCGUGCUGUUCGUGGAGCCGAACACGACGGCACGACAGCUCCUGCAGAGCAGCAAAGGCUCCUGGCCCACCCCGCUCCGCUGUGCACCGCUGGGCAUGGCCUCCCCCAAGGCGCAGGGCCGGGAGCUGCACAAGGCGCCCGAUGCCCGGCGCAAGAGCCUGCGGCCCUUCUCCAUCACCACAGCCCUCAACACGCUGAACCGCAUGGUGCACGCUCCUGCUGACCGCCCGGCGCUGCGCAUCAGCUCCCCGGUGCUCAUCAGCUCCAGCAACCCCAGCGUGGCCGCUGCGGGCAGUGAGGAUGCGCCCCGCGGGACCCCCGCCCAGGUCAGUGCAUCCUAUUAUCCUGCUCCGGGAUCACUGAGGCACUCGGCAGCCAUCGUCACCCUGCCCCACCUGCAGCAUCACCUCUCAGCCAACAUGAAGCCCAGCGUGCCCGACUCGAAGCUGCCCACGCUGUACGCCUCGUGGACGCUGUCGGCCGCCUCGCUGUCCUCCCAGGGCAGCGCUUCGGAGAGCGCUCAGCGCCAGAGCCGGGCGCUGAAGGCAGCGCUGCCCGCGGGGCACACAGCGCUGCGGCGCGGCCGCGGCUGCACCAGGAAGAAUGGGUCCCUGCAGAGGCCGGGGCAGGCAGGGCUGCAGGCUGCCAGCUCCCUGCGCCGCAUGCCCACAGCCGGGCUGCAGCCGUACCCACAUGCUGGCAGCCCCACCGCCAGCACAGCAGAGGUGGGCGUGAGGCCCAACUUCUCCCACGAAGCCCCACCAGCACUCGUGGUCAGAGGAGGGGAAAGCAGAGCUCCAUCUGUCUGCAGUUCGGUGAUCCUGGACACCACGGACCCUCUGGCAAAGAGUGAGUCGGGGCCCCGGCCGCCCGCAUCAGCCCCGCCGUCCAUCCUGGUGAAGCCGGACACCUCCCGUAACAGCAGUGACAAGCAGGUGAAGACGGUGCGGUUCCAGAACCACAGCCCGCCCCCCAAGCGGCACAGCCUGCAGCCCUCCCCGCGUCUGCCCCGCAGCAGCACUGAGUUGGUGGCCCUGGCUGAGCCCCCCCUGCCCGAGGGGAGCCCCGAGCUGCCCACACUGCCCUCCCCACGCCUGGGCAGCAGCCCCCUGCACCCCCGCAGAGCGCUGCACCCACGGGCGGCAUCGCUGGAGCUGUCAGUGCCGCUGACCUUCCCCGUCAGGAAGAGCUACAGCAGCGUCUCCGCCAACUGACAGGUAGUGCCUGCAGCCCUGCACCCAUCUGCCCCUCCCAGGUGGUGUGGAGCUCAGGGACCCCCUCAGCACCCGUGGGCCCAGGAGCUGCGCUGGGCCAGGUGUGCAGUGACACAGAGCAGCUGCUCCAUGCAGGGAACGGGGAUGGAGUGGGAGAGGGGAGGACGUGCACAGCGGGAGCAGUGCCAUGUGCUGUGAUCUGCUCAGGGCCGCAGCAGUGCCCACGGGGAUCCAAGCAGCAAAUGUCACCACCCUGCAGGAUGGGGCUCUGGCUCACGUGCUCUUUAUUGGCGUUAAGACCACCCGUGCCCAUCUGACACAAUGAACAUCGGAUCCAAAACUGCUGUAAAAUCACAUCUAUCAUUUAUCACGUACCAAACCCAUGGAAUUAGCUUUGUUGGUGACCAAAACUCACCACGGCCCUGGAGCAGCCCUAGCAAAGGAGGGACUGAUAACAGUGUUAUCCCACAGCCCUGCACUUGGCUCUGUCGGACCCUUUCUCUUUAAGCAGUAGAAAGGGAUUUCCAGCAGCACAAGCAGCAGCACUAAGCUCUUUGCCCGCUGCUCUCUCAGGUACAAAGGGCAGUGCAGGCAGAGGACAGGAUGGCUCUCAGCAAUGCCCUCAGAGGCACUGCACAGCCCAGAGCAAACAACAGCACUUCGCUGAAGGUUCCCUUCAUCCCCUUAAAAAUAAACCAGAAGCCUCAGCAGCUCUACAGCUGGGAACAACCACCCCUCUCCCAGCUGCAGCCAGAGAUGAACAGAACCACAUUAUGCCCAAUGCCAUCCAUGACAGUGAUUUAGCACACACAGCACCACACACCGCUCCUACCAACCCCUGCUCAGAACAUCACUGCCACAGAGCACCAUUCCCUUCCGCCAGGACAAACAGCAACAAGGCAGCACUGCACAGAGAACACUGCAAUGCUGUGCAGCCCAUUGUGUGGUGCUGAGACUUCACACAGAGCACCACAGGGCGCUCCCAACCCACUGUGUGAUGCAGUGAGCAUCCAUCCGGCUGAUGGGGAAAGGAAAGGCUCUGCCACUGCAUGUGAAUAGCCAUGGGUAGGGAUGGGGAAAGGCACCGAGUGGGAGAGCUGCUUUAGUAAGAGCAGGAGGCCAUUCUGGGACAGAUCCCAGAGCUCCUUGCACAGGGUAUGUCAGUGCUUUGAUGCAAUGGCAAUACAUUCCCUCGACAUACCCAAAAUGUGGAAGGAGAGACAACUGAAAACAGGGCACCACUUACAGCAACAGCUCUAACCAGUGCUGUCAAGCUGCUCCCAACUGCAUGCACCUUCCACCACUUCCCAACUGCAGUGAGGGUGAACUCAGCUCCUUGCAGCACCUGGGCUGCACACUGUACUGCGGGAUGAAGGCUCACAUGGCUGGAGGACAUUCCUCCCAGCCCCAGGCUGAAGGAGAACCCCCUGCAGGAGCUCCAGGAGCAGCACCAGGGGCUGCCAGCAGCAACGCUCCAAGGCCCUGGAGCUGCUUCCAAGUAUUUUAUCACCCAACCUGACCCUGUUCACUUUUCCUUAAGCCACCAGGCAGUGCCCAGAAAGGCAAAAACCCGGCCCCAGAGCAGCAAGUUCACAUGUAUAUUUAUCAGUAUUUCAGAGGGCUUACUCAUUGCUGAAUGGCUCUUGAGGUUCAUUCGUGUAAAAAUACUUAUAUCACAUGUAAUUAUAGCUAUAUAGACUUCAGGUUUCCCUUUUCCUUCUCUUCUUUUCUCCUCCCUCCCCAGUCACCCCCCGUCUCAGUAUUUCCCUGUCUAAGAGGCCACAUUUCGGGGCAGGCAGCACUCAGCCCGGCUGCACAGUUGGACUCCCACACCCCAUGGCACCCCCAUAGGGUUGGCUGCUCACAGCACCCAGUGGGGCCACACACUGUUAACAGAUGGACAAAGGACCAUUUCUACCAAACCUCUGACCUAAACUUCGACCUGGCUUUCUGAAGACACCAAGGAUCAGCAGACAGUAACUGACUGUGCUCAUCAGGCCAUGAAUUUUGAUGUCUUCUUUCUGCAUUGAGCCCAGGAAACGUCGCAGUGAAAUGUUACAGCCUUAUUACUAUGAAUGAGAGCACAGCAAGGACUGUUUUACACAUGUAUGUUUAGAAACAAGUAUAUAUAAUCUUUUCUUAUUCGGUGAUGGGCGGGAAGAGCAAACAGAAUGCUGACAUUUACCUUGGGGCUGGGAGGCACCUGUACAAAUUCAGCAACGCUCAAUAUUUUUUUCCACGAUGUGAAGUUCAUUUUUUUUAAAGGGCUUUUUCAAUUUAACGUACCACUAAGGAGAAGAACUCAAUAAACAAAAAGAUAUUCA
Messenger RNA from Gallus gallus (chicken), 4328 nucleotides. It is a transcript of the gene SH3RF2, whose product is annotated as SH3 domain containing ring finger 2. Gene Ontology annotation, cellular component: nucleoplasm. Gene Ontology annotation, biological process: positive regulation of proteasomal ubiquitin-dependent protein catabolic process; protein ubiquitination; positive regulation of JNK cascade. Lineage: Eukaryota; Metazoa; Chordata; Aves; Galliformes; Phasianidae. The record is from RefSeq and is a predicted model, not a curated record. The coding region runs from base 70 to 2004 and encodes 644 amino acids. Gene Ontology annotation, molecular function: ubiquitin protein ligase activity; protein phosphatase 1 binding. The transcript is spliced from 8 exons.